Messenger RNA from Galeopterus variegatus (Sunda flying lemur), 1076 nucleotides. It is a transcript of the gene VAX2, whose product is annotated as ventral anterior homeobox 2. Bases 308 to 826 code for a protein of 172 amino acids. The record is from RefSeq and is a predicted model, not a curated record. The transcript has 3 exons. NCBI's taxonomy places the organism in Eukaryota, Metazoa, Chordata, Mammalia, Dermoptera, Cynocephalidae. Gene Ontology annotation, molecular function: DNA binding; DNA-binding transcription factor activity, RNA polymerase II-specific. Gene Ontology annotation, biological process: neuron differentiation; regulation of DNA-templated transcription; central nervous system development.
GGAGUCUGGUGGCGGCGGUGGGCGCGGCAGGGACCGCGGCGGAGCUGAGGACUUGCAAGCUGAUGGGGGUGGCCGCAGCCCAAAGGAGAUUGCCGGGACCUCGGCCUCUAGCCCCGCGGGCUCCAGGGAGAGCGGCGCCGACAGCGACGGGCAGCCCGGGCCCGGCGAGACGGACCACUGCCGCCGCAUCCUGGUGCGAGAUGCCAAGGGAACCAUCCGGGAAAUUGUCCUGCCCAAGGGCCUGGACCUGGACCGGCCCAAGCGGACCCGCACAUCCUUCACAGCCGAGCAGCUCUACCGCCUGGAGAUGGAGUUCCAGCGCUGUCAGUACGUGGUGGGCCGUGAGCGCACUGAGCUGGCCCGCCAGCUGAACCUCUCCGAGACCCAGGUGAAGGUCUGGUUCCAGAACCGCCGCACCAAGCAGAAGAAAGACCAGAGCAGAGACCUGGAGAAGCGGGCGUCCGCCUCGGCCUCUGAGGCCUUCGCCACCUCCAACAUUCUGCGGCUGCUGGAGCAGGGCCGGCUGCUGUCUGUGCCCAGGGCCCCCAGCCUCCUGGCACUGACACCCGGCCUGCCAGGCCUGCCUGCUGGCCACAGGGGCACCUCCUUGGGUGACCCCAGGAACUCCUCCCCACGCCUCAACCCGCUGCCCUUGGUCUCAGCAUCCCCCCCACUGCCACCCCAUCUGCCAGCCAUCUGCUUUUCCACGGCACCACUGCUGGACCUGCCUGCCAGCUACGAACUAGGCUCCUCUGCCUUUGAACCCUACAGCUGGCUAGAACGGAAAGUAGGCAGCCCUGGCAGUGGCAAGAAAGCUAACACUUAAGACUCCCACCCCCGUGCAACACUGAGUCCCCAAGCACAGCACCCCCCCAGCCUCCUGUGCCCCAGCAGACUGCGGACUGCACUGAGCAGGCCCUGGAGAGGAGGAGUGGCUGCCCUACGCCCCUCCAUGCCUGCUGUCCAGCUCAGAGACUCUCGCCAAAUGGCCUUGGUCCCGCAGCUUGUGUGUGUGAGUGCAGUGUGCGCGUGUGUGUCUCACUAAAAUAAAAGGAAAACAAUGACAAGAAGGGAAA